CAGCGACCCACUCCCACCACCAGAUCUUGCACGCGCCACGCGAGUCUUCGCACACGCCGUCAAAGUGUUCGCAUCAAUCUUCCGAAGGGCCACAUCGCCUCAAUACUUAUCUUUAUUCUCCGUGCCCAUUGCUGCUGCUGCUUCGCACAACCAGCGCGUAUCGCCUGUAGCGGGGCUCUCGACUGCUUCAAGUUUUUCAAAACCACAAGCGCGGAAUAUGCAUUCAAAACUAGUCAUCAUUGGCUCUGGGCCAGCAGGCCACACCGCAGCCAUCUAUGCGGCACGAGCCGAUCUGAACCCCGUCAUGUACGAGGGUUUCAUGGCUCUCGGCAUCGCAGCAGGCGGUCAAUUGACCACCACGGACGAAGUGGAGAACUUUCCGGGCUUCACAAAGAUUGGCGGAGGAAAGCUUAUGGAACAAAUGCGCGAGCAAUCCGAAGCCUGCGGCACCGAGAUUAUUUCCCAGACCGUUGCCAAGGUCGACCUCAAGGCCCGUCCCUUCAAGUACUGGUUACACCCCAUGGGCGAUGACGAGGAAAUCGAGGAGGAGGAGCACACGGCCGACGCCCUGAUCAUUGCGACCGGCGCAAAGGCAAGGAGGUUAGACCUCAAGGGCGAGGACAAGUACUGGGGCAACGGCGUGUCCGCAUGCGCCGUGUGCGACGGCUCGCUGCCCAUGUUCCGCGACCAGCCCCUCGUCGUCAUUGGCGGUGGAGACUCGGCAGUAGAGGAGGCUAUCUACCUCACCAAGAAGGCGAAGAAGGUGACGGUUCUCGUCCGACGAGACAAGCUACGGGCCAGCCGGACCAACGCCCGUCGGUUGACAACGCACCCCAAGAUUGAAGUCAUGUUCAACACGAGCGGUGUUGAGAUCAAGGGCGAGGACAAGCCCAACGGCCUCAUGACGCACCUGGUGGUCAAGAACAACGUCACAAAGGAGGAGCAGACACUGGAAGCCAAGGGCCUGUUCUACGCUGUUGGCCACGACCCCGCCACGGCGCUGUUCAAGGGCCAGCUCGACAUGGACGAGGACGGCUACCUGAUCACCAAGCCCGGCGAGGGCCUCACGAGCGUCGAGGGUGUCUUUGCCGCCGGCGACGUCCAGGACAAGCGGUACCGCCAGGCCAUUACCAGCGCGGGAUCCGGCUGCAUUGCUGCUCUCGAGGCCGAGAAGUGGCUUGCCGAGAAGGACGACAGCGUCACCAACGAGCUCGAGACGGAGACGCAGGCCGAGAAGUCGCAGACCAACGGCGUCGUGCCCGAGUACCGCUCCAACCCUCUUCUGUAAAUGAACUGCCCUGGUCCGUCCUGGGGUGGGAAACACACACAGACAUUUGAUUUGUUUAGUGCAUAGCUGAAAGAGGACAUGAUGGGGGGGAAACCCCAUGUCCUGUUAUAGAUCUCGGCAACAUGGCAGGAAAGCCUGUUCCGUUUCCUUUGCUAAGCUCGUUGCGGGUGGGAGCAUAUUGCAUAGAAUCUUUGAGCGGUCGAUUUAAGGGUUUUUAGAUAGACGAAACAUGUGGCAA
Messenger RNA from Exserohilum turcica Et28A, 1526 nucleotides. RefSeq lists its product as uncharacterized. The record is from RefSeq and is a predicted model, not a curated record. Gene Ontology annotation, biological process: removal of superoxide radicals. The transcript is spliced from 5 exons. Gene Ontology annotation, cellular component: cytoplasm. Gene Ontology annotation, molecular function: thioredoxin-disulfide reductase (NADPH) activity. The coding region runs from base 218 to 1288 and encodes 356 amino acids. Lineage: Eukaryota; Fungi; Ascomycota; Dothideomycetes; Pleosporales; Pleosporaceae.